Impatiens glandulifera is the source of this 3663-nucleotide messenger RNA. RefSeq names its product protein transport protein Sec24-like At4g32640. Gene Ontology annotation, cellular component: endoplasmic reticulum exit site; COPII vesicle coat. The transcript has 24 exons. Lineage: Eukaryota; Viridiplantae; Streptophyta; Magnoliopsida; Ericales; Balsaminaceae. The record is from RefSeq and is a predicted model, not a curated record. Gene Ontology annotation, biological process: COPII-coated vesicle cargo loading; endoplasmic reticulum to Golgi vesicle-mediated transport; intracellular protein transport. Bases 130 to 3357 code for a protein of 1075 amino acids. Gene Ontology annotation, molecular function: SNARE binding; zinc ion binding.
AAGAAGCCAAUGAUCUAUGGUUAAUUGUUAGUAGUUUCUGUCGCAGGAAUUGAUUUGCAUUCUAGAUUAGCUGAUUUUGAACAUCUAUCAAGCUUCUUAGUUUUUGGUCUGUUGGACUCUUGAUAACGAAUGGCCACUCAAGGAGGUCCGAGAUCAGGAACUCCUCAUCCUAAUAAUCUAGCUGAUGGUAUGCAGAACAUGCAAAUUGGUAGACCUUCUGGACCGCCCUCAGGCAUGGCUAACUCAGGUGGCUCUAUUCCUCCUGCCACUUUUGGACAGCAACCACCGCCGCCUUUCUUGGCUUCUAGUGGAAUGUCAAUGUCUCGUCCUGGUCCACCUCCACCUGGAGUGCUUCCUAGGUCUUCAAUUCCUCUUGGGGGUCCUCCACAAAAUACCUUACCUCCAAAUAUGGCUUUCAGCAGACCUUCUGGUCCUCCUGUUACUCAAACUGGGUCAAUAAAUCCUUCUUCUGUGUCCUUUCCCCGACCUGUUAGUAGUUCAGCUGCUCCCCCUUCUGGACUGCCUGGAUCUUUCCCUUUAUCUGGAAAUGCUGCUCCACCUGGAACAAGUCCUUUUGCUUCUUCUCCUAUGGCUACAAGACCAUUUGCUAAUGGGCCCUCAACGUUUGGAUCAAAUUCAUUGUCUGGUGCACCACGUUUCCCCCCUACAGGAAACACACUGCAAGCACCAGUCAGACCUCCUCCAACUAUGACAUCAACUAGUGUGCCACCACAGACUCAAAGCUCGUAUUCUUUUCCUGGAAGUCAACCUAUCACUUCAUCAACAGGUUCUAUGAGGCCAGUUACUCCAUUUUCUGCUCCACAGCCAGGUGCUUUUCCACCUUCAGGACCAUCACCAUUCUCUGCAUCACCCCAAGGUCCUCCAAUUUCUGCUUAUGGUGCUCAGCCAGGGACAAUGUCAUCUCAUCAGGGGGGCCCAACUUCCCAAUUUCCGGGUUAUGCACCACCCCCGAGAAUGUUUGGGAUGCCACAACCGCCACCAAAUCAAUCUAUGACUGGUUUAUCAGCAGCGGGUCACAUGGGAACAUCUAUGGAAAACCCACAAAAAAUUGAUCUGAGUCAAAUCCCACGCCCCUUGCCUAGUGCCUCAGUGAUUCUGCAUGAGACUCGUCAGGGAAAUAAAGUUAUAUCCCCACCACCUGCUUCGAGUGAAUAUAUUGUCCAGGACACUGGCAAUUGCAGUCCAAGAUACAUGAGGUGCACCAUCAAUCAGAUACCUUGCACAGUUGAUCUUCUGAAUACAUCUGGGAUGCAAUUGGCUCUGAUGGUCCAACCACUUGCUCUCCCUCAUCCAUCCGAGGAACCCAUCCAAGUUGUUGAUUUUGGUGAAAGUGGUCCUGUUCGAUGUUCCCGUUGCAAAGGCUACAUAAAUCCUUUCAUGAAAUUCAUUGAUCAGGGGAAGAGGUUUAUUUGUAACUUGUGUGGUUUUACGGACGAAACACCUCGUGACUACCACUGCAAUUUAGGUCCCGAUGGAAGGCGGAGAGAUGCAGAUGAAAGGGCUGAGCUAUGUAGAGGAACAGUUGAAUUUGUUGCUACAAAGGAAUAUAUGGUGCGCGACCCCAUGGCAGCGGUUUUUUUCUUCCUUAUUGAUGUAUCAAUGAAUGCCAUACAAACUGGUGCAACUGCUGCAGCAUGCAGUGCAAUCAGCCAAGUUAUUGCGGAUCUUCCUGAGGGUCCUAGAACAAUGGUGGGUGUUGCUACAUUUGAUUCAACUAUUCAUUUUUACAGUCUGAAACGUGCACUGCAGCAGCCCUUAAUGCUCAUAGUUCCAGAUAUACAAGAUGUUUAUACUCCUCUCGAAACAGAUGUUGUUGUUCAACUUUCUGAGUGUCGUGAGCACUUGGAGAUGUUGCUUGAAAGUAUCCCCACCAUGUUCCAGAAUAAUAAAACUGCAGAUUCGGCUUUAGGAGCAGCAAUAAAGGCUGCAUUUUUGGCAAUGAAACCUACUGGAGGGAAACUUCUAGUAUUUCAGUCAGUUUUGUCCUCUGUCGGUAUUGGGGCCCUUUCAUCUAGAGAAUCUGAAGGAAGAACAAAUGUCACCACAGGGGAGAAGGAGGCCCAUAAAUUGCUCCAGCCAGCAGAUAAAUCUCUAAAGUCUAUAGCUAUUGAACUUGCAGAAUACCAGGUCUGUGUUGAUGUGUUCAUUACCUCCCAAAGUUAUGUUGAUAUUGCUUCUGUCUCAGUUAUCCCAAGUACUACAGGAGGGCAGGUGUACUACUAUUAUCCAUUCUCAGCAGUUUCAGAUCCUGCCAAGCUUUAUAAUGAUCUUAGGUGGAAUGUCACAAGGCCUCAAGGAUUUGAAGCAGUGAUGCGUGUUAGAUGUAGUCAGGGAAUUCAAGUUCAAGAAUACAUGGGAAGCUUCUGUAAGCGCAUUCCAACUGACGUUGACCUACCUGCGAUUGACUGUGACAAGACACUAAUGGUUACAAUGAAACAUGAUGACAAACUUCAGGAUGGAUCAGAAUGUGCAUUUCAGUGUGCUCUUCUCUAUACAACUGUUUAUGGCCAAAGAAGAAUCCGAGUUUCUACGUUAUCUCUGUCAUGCAGUAGUGUGCUGAGUAAUCUAUUUCGAGGAGCUGAUCUUGACACCCAAUUUACUUGUUUCUUGAAGCAAGCUGCAAUUGAAAUUCCUACCACUCCACUCAUACAAGUGAGGGAAAAAGUGAUGAACCUCUGCAUCAAUAUUCUUCAUUCUUAUCGCAAGCAUUGUUCUACCACCUCAUCAACAGCACAACUUAUACUUCCAGAAGCGCUUAAAUUGUUGCCUUUAUAUACACUUGCCUUAGUCAAGAGUGCAGGAUUGCGAACAGAGGGGAGACUAGAAGAUCGAUCAUUUUGGAUCAACUAUGUUUCCUCACUUUCUACUUCUUUAGCUAUCCCAUUAGUGUACCCUAGAAUGGUGGCCAUUCAUGACCUUGACACCAAGGAGAUGGAUGGAUCUCUUAUACCUCCUGAUGUUCCCCUUUCAAGUGAACAUGUACAAGAUGAUGGAAUAUACCUUCUUGAGAAUGGGGUUGAUUGCUUGAUUUAUAUUGGGAACUCUGUGAAUCCUGAUAUAUCAAGACAACUGUUUGGUAUUUCUUCCCCUGAUGAAAUUCCAACUCAGUUUGUUCUGCAGCAAUACGAAAAUUCAUUAUCCAAGAAACUAAAUGAUAUUGUCAAUGAAAUAAGGCGCCAAAGAUGUUGCUACCUACGCAUGAAAUUAUGCAAGAAAGGAGAUCCAUCAGGAAUGCUGUUCUUCUCGUACAUGGUGGAAGAUAAGAGCCCGAGUGGGCUCGCAUAUGUUGAGUUUUUGGUGCAUAUUCAUCGACAAAUUCAAAAUAAAGUUACUUAAAAGAAAAUUAUACUUGGUGUUACUUCUUAUUAGCCUCUUUGGACAACUAUUUUCGGAAAAACGAAAAGAAAACAGAUCAAGGUUUAAUGAGAAGCGAAAUUGUAGGGAAACAGUUUUUUUUGUGGCAACAACAGGUUUACUUACAAUGAUAGAGUAUAGUUGAGAAGUUAUAUAAUGUAAAGACGGUUUUCUUUGUUGGAAGGGGUGGAUGAAAUAUAGACGUUAAUAAUAACUAUUUAAACAGGAAUUAUGUUUUGAUGGUUUCAAAAGAUUUCAUAUGGUGAUUAUUGCUUGUUUUGGUUUUUA